This is a messenger RNA of Eleginops maclovinus (Patagonian blennie), 4869 nucleotides long. RefSeq names its product GTPase IMAP family member 8-like. The transcript is spliced from 3 exons. The record is from RefSeq and is a predicted model, not a curated record. Lineage: Eukaryota; Metazoa; Chordata; Actinopteri; Perciformes; Eleginopidae. Gene Ontology annotation, molecular function: GTP binding. Bases 129 to 3074 code for a protein of 981 amino acids.
CAGCCCCUUUGUUGUUGGCAUACUCAGCCUUGACUGCUUUGAAUUCAUUUUCAAGCUGCAGCUUCAGAAGUGGCGAAACAAGAUAUUCCUUUCUGGCACAGCUGAAGGUGGACUUCCUUUAACACAAAAUGGCAAAAUCAGCAUGUACAUCUGAUCUCAGGAUUGCAAUAUUUGGAAAAAAUCCAAACGAAAAGGCCACGCUGAGUAACAUCCUGACACACACAAAAAAAGAUGGUUCCUUCCAAAGAACUCAAAACCAAUUUUCACAUGUCCAAGCAGAGUGGAGGAAAAAACCUUUCAAAGUUCGGAAAACUGCAGACGUCUUCAGUCUGCCAAUGGGGAGUGUUAGACAUGAGAUAAAGAAGUGUGUGUUUCAUUGCCCCCCUGGACCAAAUGUUUUGCUUCUGUUAGUAAACCCUUCUGAUUUUACUGAGCAGGAUAGGCAAAAAAUCAAGGUCGUCAUGAACUUCUUUGGACCGGAUGUUUUUAAAUAUGCAAUGGUCAUCAUAACACAAAAAGAUGGGCGAGGGAAUCCUUCAGUUUAUCAGCUCAUUGAAGACUGCGAACGAAGGCAACAUAUAAUGAAAUAUGGUGAAAAUGAGUUUCCUGAGAAUGAUCAUCAAGAACUGAUGGAGAAAAUUGAGAACAUAGUGGAUGAAAACAGGGGACAAUAUUUAACCUACACUGAAGACACAGGUCCCAUGGGAGUACCUGAAUGCGCAAAACCACCUCUAAACCUGGUUUUGUGUGGAAGACAUGGAAGCUGGAAGAAUACAGCAUCCGAUGCACUUCUGGGAGAAAGAAAGUCUGGUCCGCAUGUUGAAUCAUCUGAGUGUGUUAAAAAACAGGGAAAGGUGUGUGGACGUUGGGUUACCCUGGUGGAGCUGCCUGCCUUGUAUGGAAAACCUCUGAACACAACAAAGAAAGAAUCAUUGGAGAGCAUCGUCCUCUGUGAACCUGAGGGCGUCCAUUGCUUUGUCCUGGUCCUGCCUUUAGAACCCCCAAGUGAGGAAGAAAAGAGAGAGCUAGAGACCAUCCGAAACACGUUCAGCUAUAAGAUGAAUGAUUUUACCAUGAUUCUUUUCAUUUCCGAUGCAAAUCAUAAUGUUGGGAGGUUUCUAAAUGAAAACAAAGACAUCCAAGUUCUCCUUCAGAGCUUUGGUGGAAAAUAUACUUUCUGCAACAUUAAGAACAAGCUGUCAGUGUCUGAAGUUUUACUUUCUUUGGAAAAUAUGAGAGUUGUGGGAUCCAAAGGCUUCACAAAAGGGAUGCUUCCUAAGCUUAUAAGACGUGCAUCAACUGUUGAACAAGAUAAAAGUCACACAUACUUUCAAAGGAUGACACCCAAAAGAGCGUCUGUUGCAAUAGGGCCAAAAACAGAAUUUCCAAAAAGGGUUCAGGAGAAACAGCCUACCAAGCCGCCAAUUUUACCGCGUAGACACGCCCUCAAGAAGGGGCCCAGCACAGACUGUCUCAGGAUGAUGCUGAUUGGGAAAACUGGCAGUGGAAAAAGUGCCACUGGAAACACCAUUUUGGGCAAAGAACACUUUGUUUCCAAAGCUUCCCCAAAGUCAGUAACCAAGUACUGUAAUAAAAUAACAGGAGAGAUUGAUGGGCGGUGUGUCACUGUGGUAGACACCCCUGGAUUGUUCGACACAGCUUUGUCCAACGACGAAAUUCAACAGGAGCUUUCAAAAUGCAUCAGCAUGUUGUCUCCUGGACCCCAUGUAUUCUUACUGGUACUCAGGAUUGGUCGGCUUACAAAGGAGGAAAAGGACGCAGUGGAACUGAUCAAGGAGUUUUUUGGCAAGAACUCGGAAUAUUUCAUCAUUGUUUUAUUCACCAGAGGCGAUGAGCUUAAACACCAAACAAUUGAAAGUUACAUAGAAGAAGAUAAAGAUAACUCCUUAAAGAAACUGAUAACUGAAUGUGGAGGAAGAUACCAUGUCUUCAAUAACAACAAUCUGGAAAAUCGCACGCAAGUCAGAGAGCUCCUGACUACCGUUGAGACAAUGAUAAGGAAGAAUGGGGAUGGAUACUACACCUCAGAUUUUUUCAAAGGAGCAGAGGCUGCCAUACAAAAGGAAAUGGAGAAGAUCAUGAAAGAGAAGGAAGCAGAGAUACAGAGGGAGCAGAGGGACUUGAAAAUAAAACACCAAGAAGAAAUAAAAGAGACAGAAAGAAAAUUGGCAGAGGUAACCUCUAAACUGGAUCAAGAAGUACAGAGAGCUAAAGAAAAGGAGAAACACAUAGAGAAGAUGGAGCAGCAAGAGAGGAAGAGAGAAAUAGAAAGAGAAAUGAGAGAAGAAGAGGAAAGGAACAAGAAAUGUUAUGAGGAAUUGCAAAGACACCAAUGGGAACAAAAACUAGAAGCCCUGGAGGAAAAACUGUAUUAUCUCUCAGAAAACAGUCCUAUUGCUGACGUGAUGGUAUUAAUACAGGCCAGAAAAGACAUGAGACAAGAACGAGAGGCCUGGGAGAAGGAAAGAAAGGAAUGGUGGCAAAAACAGUAUGAAGAAGAAAGACAGAGGCAAGAGGAGCAAAAACGCUGUGAAAAGCUAAGACAAGAACAGGAGCAGGAAAUCAAAAUAAUUGAAAAGAAAAGGAAAGAAGAGGAAAUUAUCGGAAGGGAACAUGAAGAACGAGAGCGCAAAGAAUUAGACAAACUUUAUGAGGAAAGAAUGGGGGGAAUAAGAAAGAAAAAAGAAGAGGAGGCCAGAAAACAAGGUGAAGAGCACAACGAAUUCAGAAACAUGUUUAAUAAAGGUGUUUCAUUCGAUAUGGACAGGCCGGAAAAGGAAAAGGAGGAUCAGAGGAAGUUGCAACGAGACAAAAAUAACUUGAUGAUACAACAGCUGAGCAAAAACAAAAAAUUCCAAAAAGACAUAAUGAAACUAAAGAAAAAACAGGAAGAAGAAAUGAAUGACUUGAAGAAGACACAUUUUCUUCACAGCACAGAACUUCUAAACCAAGAAGUCAGUGACCUAGCGAUAAGACAUGAGAGGGAAAUAGAUCACUGGGUACAGGAACAUUUGAAGAAAGCAAUUGAAAACAGUGCUUGUAUCAUUUUAUGAGAUGUCACACCAACACAGCUACAAAACUGCCAUAUUUUGUUUUUCUUUCAUACUGAACCAGCAUAUAUACAUAAAUGGCCUCUAUCAAGUUGUUCAGAUGCCCUUCCCUUGAUUAAAGGGGCCCUAUAAUUGGGGUUUCCCUUUCCUGUAGUGUGUUAUUUUGGAUUUUGUGCAUGUAAAUGGUCUGCAAAGGCUCAAAUCCCAAACUUCCUUCCAAAGGGAGUUUUUCUCUCCCACACACUCCACCCGUGCCUGCACCUCCUCCAUAUGCUCCUUUGUUUACUUCUGCUACAUAGUGGCAUCACCAUGUAACACUCGCACUUCUAUUGGCCAGCGUUCCAACACAUUGUGCGCGAUAGGCUAGGGGGCAGUGAUCAAUCUCAACAGAGGCUGCCAGCUAACCAAUCACCGCAGACUGGGCUCUUGUGCGUCUGUUAACACUUGAGUGGCCCCCACAUCACUUCUUUAACUUUGACUAUUGUAGUAACUACAAGUUUGACUUUAUGUGUCCUUAAGCUAUAAAGGGUGGCUGUAGCUGUCAGUCGUCUUUCAAUCAGAAGCUUAAGGGUUCGAUCCUAGCUUUAUGGUUUAUUUGCAACAUUUUGUAUUUGCAUGUUUCGUGAGGUGGGUGAAGAUGUUUCUUUAUUUGCAUGUGUUUUGGCCCCUUUUAUGUUUUUAUAUUUACCUCACUUUUAAGACGUUUUUCUUAAUGGAAAUGUUUUGGGUUCGCACCUGUCGGUCACCAUACAGCUGGAGAAAUUAUUUACCCUUUAAAGAACAGUGUCUAGACAGUCUAUCUUGUCCUUUAAAAUAUCUAUUUUUACACAAGCCAAACCAAUACUUUCAAAUUGGUUUAUAUUUAUUUAACUUUGAAAACACUAAUGAAUGAUGGAUGAAAAAUAUAAUCAUGGAUUUAUUACAUUCUUUUGUUGUUGCAGUAAACACUGUAUGUAUAUAUAUUAAAAUAUUAGAAAGUUUCACACCAUAAUAACUCAUUGUGAAUGCGAUUCCUUUGCACAGUCUCCAAAUACACUCUGUUGUUUCUUGUAAGUGCACUCGCCAAUUAUAAUUGUUUUUUUUUUUUUGUAUAUAUGGCAACAGUGUUUGAAUGGUUAUACUUCCUUUUUCGAGCUGAUGUAUAAAAAUGUACCACUUGAUCUACUGUAACAGUGUGGGAGCCUGUACAAACCACAAUGUGUUGUGUUGAUGUUGCGCGUGUACAAUUAUUUUGAGAUUUAGUUUCAAAACCAUAUUUAACAAUACGUUCUUACUACACAUACAGAGGGUAGGAAAAAUUACUUGUGUUAUAAAUAAUUGUGUCAACUGUUGUUGAAAAAUUUGACUUGCUGAGUUUGUUCUGAACAUCAUCUCUGCAGCCACUGAAGAGACUCAGAUUUCAUUAUAAAGUUUCAUUGUCUUACCAUGGGGGCCAAACGUUUUGUGUUUACAGGCAGCCUUGAGCAGCGAUGUAUGCUAUGUAGUCGGUUGUUAUAAUUAGGGCUGACUCAGGCUUGCCUUGAAAUUCCUUCUGGGUCAUAUUUUUUAUUGUAUUUGUAUUUUAUAUUAACAUUUCCAUUUUUGUCAAAUGGAUAGUUUAUCUUGGAAUAUGUUUCUAUAUUUUUGAGUGUAAAGCCCCCAGAGACAAAUGUGAUUUGAGAUAUUGGGAUGUGUAAAUAUGUAUAUUUGAUUUGCUACACCCACAGACUGCAUAUGUAAAGGGUAACAACCACCUUCUGAGUUGUGAUGUGGUUUCUAAAGUCGUUCCCUUAAAUUAAAUAUCAGUCCGUAACAGCUA